This is a messenger RNA of Acanthocheilonema viteae, 664 nucleotides long. The record is from the annotation of a GenBank genome assembly. NCBI's taxonomy places the organism in Eukaryota, Metazoa, Nematoda, Chromadorea, Rhabditida, Onchocercidae.
AUGUAUCAAAUAUUUUUAAUUGCAUUUACAGUCAAACAUUUCUAUCAAAUAUUGGCACAACCAUCAGAACUAGCACGAGAAGUAAUACAUUUUUGUGAUCCAUCAAUACCCAAUGCUUGCGGUUUGGAAGGAAAAUGUAUGCGACAUUUAACUGGUAAUCGGUGUCGCUGUCCAUCCGGUCGUAUGGGUAUUAUGUGUCGCAGACCUUGUCAGGAUAUUUAUAAAUCAUGCGGAAGUUGGAAGGAACAGAAUCGAUGUCAAUGGGCUAAGUUUAUUUUACCAUUCUUUGAAGAUAAUUGCGCGGAAAGUUGUGGCUCAUGUCAAAAUAAUGGCCGAUCAUUAAAAAUUCCAUUACCUCCUAUUCUUGAACCAAUAUCAUGGUUGAUUGGCCGUUGGGAAACGGAAACAUCGGUCGGUGAUCGAUUUCCGGUACCAUUUGAACAUCCAUACAAGGAGGUUUUGGAUAUUUCACUUACCGAUGUGCCAAUGUUCGAUCGACCACCCGUUAAUGUUUCCAUUAGAGCAUAUACUAACGAGGGGUCAGAAUAUAAUGAAAUUGGCUUCAUAACUGGAAAACCGUUCCGUGAAUUUACCGGAUUCCAGGAAAACAAUAAACCGUUAACUGGAAAUGAUCAAGUUGCUAUUGAAAUGGUCAGCAAUACAG